GCCAUCUGAUUAAUCUGUACCACUCAUAAACCAAUGACGGAAAUGGGCGGUCCUACAACGAGUGUAAAGCUUCUCCAAUGUUGUCAUUUUGAGAUUGCAGCGCGGUUUGUAGACUAUUGUUGAUGUCAAAGACCAGUCAUUUCCAACCCACAUGUAGAACAAAGUCUCACUGUCUUAUUGUCAUAAUUUUAUUGGUCGUAUUAGAGACGGAUUCAUAGAAUCAUGAGUAAAGUGCAAGGUGGGAUGAAAUGCGUGAAAUAUCUCCUUUUAGUUUUCAACUUCAUAUUCUGGGUAAGUGUUGAUCCUACUACCGAUCCAUUAAUAUACAUUUAUUCAAUCAUAAACAUCGUUGCAUGUGUGCAGAAUUGAUCGUGAUUUAUAGUGACUCUUCAUACAUUGCAGAUGCUUUUUGCAGCAAGUGCAUCUCUCACGCUGCUGUAGCCGAUUCAUUUCUAUUCUUCUCCCGGUCCGGAGGGAAAGUUAAUUUCUUCUAUUGUUGUCGGAUUUUUAUCAACGUAACUCAUUUUCACGGAAGCAUGUUGUUACCAAAUAUAAUCGUAUUCUCUUAUUUGAUGGCUGAGAUAGAACAUUCUUACCAAACCACGCACGCACACACACGUUAUAUUACAUGACUUCAAGGACAUGUUCUCAUGAUAACUCAUUUAACCACGACUCGCCUCCCUCCAGAUACAGAUGGUAUGAUUUUAGUUUGAUCACUCUUUUGUUGAGAAUUUGCGUAUGAGCUUCAUGAUUUACGUACAUUUACUGAAAACCCGCACUAACACUUGGUUAUAUUAACAGUAUUGCACUUUUGAAGUAGACUAUUUUUGUCUCAUUUAUAGCCUUACCACUGACCAAGCAACUGGACUAAUGAACUAAAUGUUCAAAUCCUGUUGCAGCAGGAUUAUUACAUCUGUAUUUGAGAUUCUGAGGUCACAGUCCUUAACUGGACUGACUGAACUUCAUGUUUAUUGUCAACACAAAGUGUGAAUUAACCUCCACAUAAUAUGUUAUUUAAAUAUUAAUGUAAUGGUUUAUGCAAUUGUACAAUUUCAACAGCUAUUACAGCAGUAUGCAUAGUUUGCAGUAGACACUGUUGUGAUUUACACUGUAUGAAGUUUCUCUAAUUUCAACAGUAAAACACUGUAGAAUGCACAAUACAUACUACACAUGUGUUUUAGAGAAUUCAUUAUGGUGCAUUGUGGGAAAGUAUUGUGGGCGGGGAACGAGUCUCUGCAGAUUAACAUAUUUUAGGGCUUGCUUUGUAAGAGGCUGUAUUUGAUACACUGGUGAGUGAGAAUGCUGUACAUCCACAGGAUACAGUAAUAUACUGUAUUUAACGAAUUCUACAAACCUUGUCCUGAAAAUUUACAUUAACUGCUGGCAGUAAUUUACUGUAAUUCAGAAUACAGUACUGUACUGCAUUUUUUGGAAACCUUUUGGACACUAGUGAGUAGUGAUGGGAAACAAAGCUUCCUGAAACAUUGAGUUUUUCCAGCCAAUUGUGUCGAAAAUAGGUUCAUUACUCUGAGCUUCAUUAUCCGUUCGCAAUGCACACUGUUACAUCUGCUGGUCAGCAAUAAAUAGCAACGUGUGAUUAUCAGAUAGCGGGGGUUUUUUCUCCACUGAUUUCAUCAAAACUCCGUGGCACAGCAGUAAGUCAUUGGCUUUAAUAGCCUACAAUCAGUUGGAUUGCAUCUUACAUCCUCCCUUUUUUGCCUUCAAGUUUACUAUUUUUCAAAACUCAAUCUAUGGCAUUAUUUAGGAUGCUUUAGACAAGCUUAUUCUAAAUAAAAUGAAUUAUUUGAACAAGAGCGCAGAAUGUGUGGUUUCACAUAAAAGUAUUUUCAAACUAGUGUGCUUUAAACAGGAUUCAACCUCAUACCCUCAUGUCCCCUACUCUACCUUCUAAGCUACCAGUCAGGUGAAUUACAUGUACAAAAUCCUAGCUAUAUGUAUAAGUACGUUAUGCAGUUAAGGUUGGUGUUUGAAAGCAGCUUAAUCGAACAAAGCACUGGAACCAAGGUGAAAUCAGUGGGAUCUCGCAUUUUGCAACACAUGGUUUGAAAAAGCACGUGAUCAAACGAAGCUGAUGAUGUACUUCUGAUAAAGUCAUACACACAUUGGCGCACUGCUUCGAAGUUACGCCUCGAUCACACCAACAGCGUCAUUGCGUUUUGGUACACCAGAAGUACAUUAAUUUCCAAUGGAACACUGUGUGCCUUGCAGCAUUGCGUUGCAGAGGCAGUUGCAGUGUGUUCUGUGUGGUGCAUACGUUGGAUUUAUCGAACAUGCAUCAAAUUAUAUGUGUAGACAGCUUGACAGAAAUAGUAGCAGAAGGUGAAUAUUGAACUUUUGUUGCACACAUAUCCAGAUGAUGCUGCGUACCAUUUAGAGCAAUGACGCUGUAGGUGUAUUCAAGGCGGUUAGCAAUUUCGACGCAUACAUCAGAGCUCCAGUAUCAAACAUAACAUCACUAAUAGUGAGUGCAUGGUAUUGAUGUUUCUGACUCAUUAACAUAUUUUGAGGUGUGUCUUGUAAGAGGCUAUAUUUGUUGCACCCGUUAGUAAGAAUGUUGUACGAAUUUAACUGAUAUGUGGUAGUGGUUCUCCAACAGUUACAUGUACAGUGGGGAGAACAAGUAUUUGAUACACUGCCGAUUUUGCAGGUUUUCCUACUUACGAAGCAUGUAGAAGUCUGUAAUUUUUAUCAUAGGUACACUUCAACUGUGAAAGAUGGAAUCUAAAACAAAAAUCCAUAAAAUCAUAUUGUAUGAUUUUUAAGUAAUUAAUUUGCAUUUUAUUGCAUGACAUAAGUAUUUGAUACAUCAGAAAAGCAGAACUUAAUAUUUGGUACAGAAACCUUUGUUUGCAAUUACAGAGAUCAUACGUUUCCUGUAGGUCUUGACCAGGUUUGUACACACUGUAGCAGGGAUUUUGGCCCACUCCUCCAUACAGACCUUCUUCAGAUCCUUCAGGUUUUGGGGAUGUCGCUGGGCAAUACGGACUUUCAGCUCCCUCCAAAGAUGUUCUAUUGGGUUCAGGUCUGGAGACUGGCUAGGCCACUCCAGGACCUUGAGAUGCUUCUUACGGAGCCACUCCUUAGUUGCCCUGGCUGUGUGUUUCGGGUCAUUGUCAUGCUGGAAGACUCAACCACGACCCAUCUUCAAUGCCCUUACUGAGGGAAGGAGGUUGUUGGCCAAGAUCUCGCGAUACAUGGCCCCAUCCAUCCUCCCCUCAAUACGGUGCAAUCGUCCUGUCCCCUUUGCAGAAAAGCAUCCCCAAAUAAUGAUGUUUCCACCUCCAUGCUUCACGGUUGGGAUGGUGUUCUUGGGGUUGUACUCAUCCUUCUUCUUCCUCCAAACACGGCGAGUGGAGUUUAGACCAAAAAGCUAUAUUUUUGUCUCAUCAGACCACAUUACCUUCUCCCAUUCCUCCUCUGGAUCAUCCAGAUGAUCAUUGGCAAACUUCAGAUGGGCCUGGACAUGCGCUGGCUUGAGCAGGGGCGCUGCAUGAUUUUAAUCCAUGACGGCGUAGUGUGUUACUAAUGGUUUUCUUUGAGACUGUGGUCCCAGCUCUUUUCAGGUCAUUGACCAGGUCCUGCUGUGUAGUUCUGGGCUGAUCCCUCACCUUCCUCAUAAUCAUUGAUGCCCCACCAGGUGAGAUGUUGCAUGGAGCCCCAGACCGAGGGUGAUUGACCGUCAUCUUGAACUUCUUCCAUUUUCUAAUUAUUGCGCCAACAGUUGUUGCCUUCUCACCAAGCUGCUUGCCUAUUGUCCUGUAGCCCAUCCCAGCCUUGUGCAGGUCUACAAUUUUAUCCCUGAUGUCCUUACACAGCUCUCUGGUCUUGGCCAUUGUGGAGAGGUUGGAGUCUGUUUGAUUGAGUGUGUGGACAGGUGUCUUUUAUACAGGUAACGAGUUCAAACAGGUGCAGUUAAUACAGGUAAUGAGUGGAGAACAGGAUGGCUUCAUAAAGAAAAACUAACAGGUCUGUGAGAGCCGGAAUUCUUACUGGUUGGUAGGUGAUCAAAUACUUAUGUCAUGCAAUAAAAUGCAAAUUAAUUACUUAAAAAUCAUACAAUGUGAUUUUCUGGAUUUUUGUUUUAGAUUCCAUCCCUCACAGUUGAAGUGUACCUAUGAUAAAAAUUACAGACCUCUACAUGCUUUGUAAGUAGGAAAACCUGCAAAAUCGGCAGUGUAUCAAAUACUUGUUCUCCCCACUGUAUAUAGGGGACAGAUCAGAGUGGCAGCUGGUCUUAAACAUUUAAUGGUUGAAUAUUUAACCAUUUCCCUUUGAUCUGUUUUACCCUGUAAUCACAACCAGUUUGGAAGCCUUUGUUUAGGCCUCAAAAAUUGUAAGUGAUUUAAAACGCAUAGUAUUCAUUAAUAUGCUGUACUAUACAAAUGCCUAGCAGCCAACCUGCUUGCUCCAGUCCCUUGUAAAAUACUGUGAAAAAAGUACUUUCUUACAGUUUAUUAGUCACUUUUACAGUAUUGUAGUGUGUUUCAUUACUUUGACAUUAUAGUAACUUACAGGAAGGAAGCUGGCAUCAAGUUCCCGUCAAUAUCUCAGUAAUGUAUUGGCACAAUCCAGAGAUCAUAAGAUAUAUUGUUGUAAUUAUAAUUAUUUUGAAGACCAGUGUAUCCUUAACUACAACAACAUUUUCAUAAACGGUUACAGAAACAUUUAACUUGCUAUGACUAUGAUCGGCCUAUGUGUUUUUUUAUCAACCUUGGUUGAAUGCACCAACUGUAAGUUGCUAAGGGACAAGAGCGCCCGCUAAGUGACCAAAAUGUAAAAAUUAUAACUUGUAAAGAACACUGGGUAAUAUGUCACUGGGUUAUAACAGUAAUAUGCUGUAAUUGUAAUUUAUACUGUAAAUUAGAUUACAGUAAAUUACUUGGUACUGUAAAUUAUAUUACAGUACACAUUUUGGCCAAUCGCUGCCAGGAAGUUACUGUACAUUUUACAGGAAAUAUUUUACAGUGUAUACAUAUAGCAUAAGCCUACUGACCGUCUUGCAGAACUACAGUUUGAUGCUACAUUCCGAACAUAAUGUAGCUAUGAUGGCCCACCAUAUUUCCUAUCCCCCUCCCUCGUACAAGUUGGCACUGUGAUGUGACUUUCUUUUUGCAAGUCUGGGAAGAGUGGUGUCACUUUGUCAGACAGCAGCCCUUUUGUGCCCUGUUAAGAGACAAAAAGCAGGGGCGUUAUGAGACGAGCCAAAAAGGGCGGGUCGUAGUGGACAGGAGAAAUGUACAGCGUCAGUUUGGGGUACAGUUCCAAUGGGGGGGGGGGGUAGUGUAUGGUUCUAGUAAGCUAACAUAUGAAAUGGUUUUAAGAUGGUCAUACCAAGUAUCAGUUAGCUAUUUGAUUUGGAAUUGUAGGACCCCUUUAGGUAUUUAAAAAAUAUAUUUGCAUUUUACAGACGCUCUUAUCCAGAGCGACUUAAAGUUUGUGAGUGCAUAAUUUUUUUUUUUCAUACUGGCCCCCCGUGGGAAUCGAACCCACAACCCUGGCGUUGCAAACGCCAUGCUCUACCAACUGAGCUACACGGGACCAUGUAAUUGUUUUAUUGAUGAAACAUUGAAUUUGGCCUUACUGCUAUUAGUCCAUAGAAAUGCAUUGAAUACCAGAUUCAUACAUGGAUAAACAGAUGGGCAAAAAAUAAAUUAAAAGAACGUUAGUUUUAAAGUGUCUGUCCUAUAUCUGAGAGAUCAGGACAUUUAUAUAUAUUUUUUACCCAUAUUUAACUCCUUUUCUUUGGCACUAAACUAUUUCCUUAUACGUAUACUUCCAUACAUUAUUCUACCUGGUACCGGGCUACCUUCAGACGAGGCUUGUGGGCGUCCAAGAGCAAAACAUAGAGGGGCUAUAUUAGUGUGUAGCCCAAACUGUUUGGAUACUACAGACAAAAGUUGGCAGAUCGGCGGUACCGACUUCAGACAAGUCCCGUGCCGCUUGUGAGAGUCAUGGAGAAAAACGAAGAACACCCUCGUAAGAGUCUCAUCUUUCCUCCUGUAGCUCAGUUGGUAGAGCAUGGUGCUUGCAACGCCAGGGUUGUGGGUUUGUUUCCCACGGGGGACCAGUAUGAAAAAUGUAUGCACUAACUGUAAGUCGCUCUGGAUAAGAGCGUCUGCUAAAUGACUAAAAUGUAAUGUAAAUGCUACAGACAGAUUUUAGGGAUGUCUCAUGGUCUGACAAACACCACUGUAGCCAAUGUUAGUUGUGAAGUCAAUUAUUUUUAUACUGAAUGUUCAUGAAAACAGCCUGUUUGACGGUCAUUGUUGUUUUCAGAGUAAAACAUUUUAUUGAAGAGUAUCUGCCCAAGAGUAUCUGCCCAGGCCUUUACAAAAGGCCAGAUGGUACAUGUGACAGAGUCACAUGGAGUCAUGGGUGACACCACCUUGUGUUACUGGGUUUCAAUCAAUGGGUUAUUCUAUUUAAGCUCUCAAGGGGACCAAUGCUGUGCCAUGUCCUGAUCUCAAGGUCAGGUCAAGACUAGACAAUGUUCAUAGACACUAGUCGGUCUGUACAGUAUCUCACAUCUAUAGUAUGCAACAUGACGCUUUAAAAAAGGUCAAGGUUUAUGAUGACAAAAUACACAUUUGUGUAAACUAUACAAUAUUGUGCAAAAUGUGUUAAUUGAUUGCUAAUGUGUUACAUUGUUAUUCAGUGAAUAUUCCCGGUAUGUUGAGGAUUGAUGUAUUUCCACUAAAUGUUAUGCAGUAAAUAUUGCAAUGUAGCUGGCUAUGAUAACACUAUAAGUUCCUUUUGGUUGGUGAUUUUCUGCUCCUCAGCUGUGUGGCUCGUUGGUGUUGGCAGUGGGAUUAUGGCUGAGGUUUGACCCAAAGACAGUCCAGCUCCUGAAUGGAGAGGGAGCCCCCGAGACCUUCUUUAUAGGUGAGUCCAGUCCACAGUCAGACCAGGACCCCAGACCAGCUGAACACCCUCCCCACUGGUUCUAUUGGAAUUAUUGUACUGUUACCAGCAUCAUGGUCAGUAUAGCACAACGUAGCCAUAGCAAAAUGCUACGUUUCAAAAUUGUUUUGCACAUAUCCUUGUACUGAACAUGGCCUAGCUACCUACAACGUUUACUUAGGUAGGAAUACGUUUGAAGUACAGUAUUUAAUGGGUGGGUAUCUUUGUGUUUGUUGGAACAUUUCCCAUCAAUCUAACCUGUUCUUGUUUCUUUCCCAUAGGAACAUAUACGCUAUGACAGGAACCUUUUUGACAGGAACCAUUUUUUUAUGGAUUAUUCUAAUAUUAGUGAGUUACACUAAAACGCCUGCGGGUCAUCCCCUUGUAGGACAUAAUAAUAGGUUUAUUUCUGCAACAACAAACGCAUAUUUCCCACAAAAGCUAAUUGAAGAGAAAGUGCAUGGAGGGGCAUUUUCCUGAGCAUCCGGUUAAAUGCAAACUACACUUUAAAUAACAUCAUAUUCACACAAUGCCCCAUGUCAUGUCACAAUCUAUAUUAGCCAUUGUAUAUGUAUUCCAAGACUCUGUCUUGUGUUUCAAGUGACCUCAACGUUCAGUAUUAAUUAUCGGUGUUCCAUAUAAUAUCCUCUCUCUCAAUUGGUCUCCUACAUGGACAUGAGUAGAAUGCGGCCUGAUCUUGUUACUCCCAUUUAGAGCGUGAUUAAAAUGGUGACUCACUUUACCAACUCUACCAUGCCUUCACCCAGUUGGCUGCUGCCCUCAGGGUGCUGUAGCUCAUUCGGUGGGCUCUGAGGCGACUGUCUCCUAGCGACCACCCCUCCCAUUAGCCAGAGAGUCAUGAUAUCAUCAUAAAUUGCAUCAUUCAUUGCACAUUGUGAUAUCGACAUCUGAUGGCAGCUUUUCUAUUAAAUCCUAGUUAAAUGCAGUAAAAGAAGAGCUGGGUACAUGCCCAAGCUUUUUGGGUUUGUGUGUCAUCACUGAUGGGAUGAUGUAUGCAAUGUAGCUGGCUAUGAUAACACUAUAAGUUCCUUUUGGCUUUCAAUGCAAAUGCCAUACCAGCUCUUGCCUGGGCAUCCAAACCAUGUGGUACAAAGAGAGCUACUACCAACAUAGUGACUUUUGAGUUUGGUAAUGUCCAGGCAAUGUAUAACAAUCACCUGUCCUAAACAGAUGUGCUAUAUAAAACAAGGAUUGGGAAUCGUGUAACAUAUAUAUUUUGACCCCUAGACUUUUCUGCAGAAAAGCAAGCAGUAUGCAGAUAGUGAGUGUGAUGACCAACACACAGCAAAAAGCAAAGCCCAUUAAGCAUCAGAUGAAAGCUUUGAUUAGUAAUGAAAUGGUAGCAAUAGAGCAGCAGCAACAUAAAUCAUAAACCAAACUCAAAAUUGUAUCCAAUAAGGCUUUCUGUAUUGGUUGUAACAAACAAUACAUGCAUAACCUUGUAUUCUGAUCCAUUUCAGUUCACAUUUAAUGUGGAGACGUUACACAUGUUUGGGCAAAAACAUAGCACUAAGAUUGAUCAUGUUUUGUCAUAGUCCAUGGGAGCCUUGGAUACAAGAUAAAUAUUAUAUUGGCAGCAUAAGAACAAUAUGAGAGGGAAAGGUUACCUUAUUGCAGUUGUACUGAGGAGACAAGACUAAUUAGACAGGGAUACCAUAGAGGGGCAAGGAGGCAGCAUUCCCUAUUGAUGAUUCACUUUCCAUUAUGUCACCUCUGUGUCUGUGUAAGCUGAGACAAGGCUAUGGGGAGCAGUGUACUUACUGAAUGAGUCGAUUUGCACACUAAACGCUCAAAUAUUUGCAUUGCCCAUUAAUAACCUCCACCAAUGUUGGUGCAGCACAGAAAUGCAAAUGCUUAGAUAUUGCACACACUGAAAAGGAGCUGUACAUGUGUUUGGAUGGAAGGGCUCUUUUAUCAACGUCGCCCGCUUUUGUUUGUGUAAAGCAAGGUGCCUGUCUUGUCUCAUGAUGUUUUCCAUCGCUAAGCAGGUGAUCAGCUUUGAGCUUAGCCAAUCCUCUCGUUUCCAGUUUCCUCCCCCAGCCAGAGAGCAGCCACAGCAGACCGCUUCACUUCACCUCCUGUCUAUUGUUCUUAAACAACAAAAACAACCUCCCAUGUGGUUUAAUUAGGCCGCCUGUGUCGUUGAUUAAGCCAAACACUGAGCAUGGGGACUUCCCUGGUGUACCAUUACUCUACCGAAUCAUCAUCUAAGUGUCGCACUGUUUCAUUGUCUCAGGGAAGGGCUGGUAGUGAGGGCUGGGCCGAGGGGGGCAUGCGGGAACAUCACAGGGGAGAUGAGAUGACACCAUCCCAGCCACAGUGCUGUGGUGACUGUGACACCAGUCUCAGAGCAGAUGCUACCCCAGCAGAGUCUUUGUUAGGCCUGACCUGUGAUGAUGGUCUCUCCUCUGCUCCUUCUGUUGAGAGUGGUAUUGUUGCUCAGGCAGGGGUGGAGCACCUAAUGAGGACAUCCACAGGCCUCUGUAAUCUGUCUCAUCAACACAACGCUCAUAUAUUCAGAGACAUAUACUGCUGCAAAUUCAGCAAAGUGGAGCAUUGGAUUACCUUAGCAACACUUUGCUAUUCAGGGUAUGUAAAAUAUAUUCAAAUCAACCGAGAGUAACUUUGAAUAAUGUGCAAUGAGCACUUUGAAGUGGGAAAGUACCUUGUUUUAACGAUGAGACUUUUCACCACUUUUAGGAUUUUCCCUCUGUGACUCAUUUUAGCCUACAGUUCAGAAAGUCAGCAUGAAGAUAGUGUUACAUACUGGAUACUUCUACACUUUACUUUGUAGUUAGAUUGUGUUUCUGCAUGGUAGUAUCCAUGUGCAACACUCUUGCCUAAUGCUGCCAACCUCUGUUGAUUCAAUGCUCUCUCGCUCUCUCUUUCUCUCUGUUUAUCUGUAUGUGUCUCUGUCUGUCUGUCUGUCUGUCUGUCUGUCUGUCUGUCUGUCUGUCUGUCUGUAUCUCUCUAUGUACUCCUCAGCUGUGUACAUCCUGAUUGGUGCAGGCGGGGUCAUGUUGCUGGUGGGAUUCUUUGGUUGCUGUGGAGCUGUGAAGGAGUCACAGUGUCUUCUUGCAUUGGUGGGUAAUUGCUAGGAGUUUUACCUUAGGUGCCUAGCCUCAGGUUGUGUCUAUAACCUAAGGUCAUUCAUGUAAUGUACAUAUUAGAUCAUAACCUGUUCCACCUGUUGUGUCAUCAGUUGUCAGAGCAGCUUACCGAUCACUGCACCUGUACACAGCCUUUCUGAAAUUAGCCCACCCAACUACCUCAUCCCCAUAUUGUUAUUUAUUUUGCUCAUUUGCACCCCAGUAUCUCUAUUUGCACAUCAUCUUUUGCACAUCUAUCAUUCCAGUGUUAAUACGAAAUUGUAACUAUUUUGCACUAUGGCCUAUUUAUUGCCUUACCUCCAUAACUUACUACAUUCGCACACACUGUAUAUAUAUUUUCUGUUGUAUUUUUUACUUUAUGUUUUGUUUACCCCAUAUGUAACUCUGUGUUGUUGUUUUUAUCGCACUGCUUUGCUUUAUCUUGGCCAGGUCGCAGUUGUAAAUGAGAACUUGUUCUCAACUGGCUUACCUGGUUAAAUAAAGGUGAAAUGAAAUAAAAUAAAAAUAAAAAAAUCAUCAUGAUUUGUAAUUACAGUUGAAGUCGGAAGUUUACAUACACUUAGGUUGGAGUCAUUUACAAAUUUCUUCUUACCAAACUAUCGUUUUGGCAAGUCGGUUAGGACAUCUACUUUGUGCAUGACACAAGUAAUUUUUCCAACAAUUGUUUACAGACAGAUUAUUUCACUUAGAAUUCACUGUAUCACAAUUCCAGUUGACUGUGCCUUUAAACAGCUUUGAAAAUUCCAGAAAAUGAUGUCAUGGUUUUAGAAUCUUCUGAUAGGCUAAUUGACAUCAUUUGAGUCAAAUGGAGGUGUACCUGUGGAUGUAUUUCAAGGCCUACCUUCAAACGCAGUGCCUCUUUGCUUGACAUCAUGGGAAAAUAAAAGAAAUCAGCCAAGACCUCAGAAAAAAAAUUGUUAAACCUUUGGGAGCAAUAUCCAAACGCCUGAAGGUACCACGCUCAUCUGUACAAACAAUAGUACGCAAGAAUAAACACCAUGGGACCACAGAGCCGUCAUACCGCUCAGGAAGGAGACACGUUCUGUCUCCUAGAGAUUAACGUACAUUGGUGCGAAAAGUGCAAAUCAAUCCCAGAACAACAUCAAAGGACCUUUGUGAAGAUGCUGGAGGAAACAGGUACAAAAGUAUCUAUAUCCACAGUAAAACAAGUCCUAUAUCGACGUAACCUGAAAGGCCACUCAGCAAGGAAGAAGCCACUGCUCCAAAACCGCCAUAACAAAGAGAGAAAUGUCCUCUGGUCUGAUGAAACAAAAAUAGAACUGUUUGGCCAUAAUGACCAUCGUUAUGUUUGGAGGAAAAAGGGGGUGCUUGCAAGCCGAAGAACACCAUCCCAAACGUGAAGCACGGGGGUGGCAGCAUCAUGCUGUGGGGGUGCUUUGCUGCAGGAGGGUCUGGUGCACUUCACAAAAUAGAUGGCAUCAUGAGGAAGGAAAAUUAUGUGGAUAUAUUGAAGCAACAUCUCAAGACAUCAGUCAGUAAGUUUAAGCCUGGUCGCAAAUGGGUCUUCCAAAUGGACAAUGACCCCAAGCAUACUUCCAAAGUCGUGGCAAAAUGGCUUAAGGACAACAAAGUCAAGGUAUUGGAGUGGCCAUCACAAAGCCCUGACCUCAAUCCUAUAGAACGUUUGUGGGCAGAACUGAAAAAGCGUGUGCGAGCAAGGAGGCCUACAAACCUGACUCAGUUACACCAGCUCUGUCAGGAGGAAUGGGCCAAAAUUCACCCAACUUAUUGUGGGAAGCUUGUGGAAGGCUACCCAAAACGUUUGACCCAAGUUAAACAAUUUAAAGGCAAUGCUACCAAAUACUAAUUGAGUGUAUGUAAACUUCUGACCCACUGGGAAUGUGAUGAAAGAAAUAAAAGCUGAAAUAAAUCACUCUCUCUACUAUUAUUCUGACAUUUCACAUUCUUCAAAUAAAGUGGUGAUCCUAAUUUUUACUAGGAUUAAAUGUCAGGAAUUGUGAAAAACUGAGUUUAAAUGUAUUUGGCUAAGGUGUAUGUAAACUUCCGACUUCAACUGAACAUAGUAUGCAUUUUGAAGUUCACUGUUAAGUGAAAAAAGAACUAUAUCCCAGGGUUAGGUUUUCAGAAGACUGAGCUGGAUUUUCCUCUUUACCUGGGCUUUGCUCCGUUCAUAUUUAUUUUAACCCUGACACUCCCCAGUUCCUGCCGAUAACAUGAUGCUGCCACAACAAUACUUUCAUUUUGAUUUCACUUUGAAAAUGUGGAGUCGGUUGUGUAGAACGGUUGAAAUAAAUAUCAUAUUACAUGUCUUUGUAGAUUACAUUUUAAGGCUACAAAAUGUGAAGAUUAUGCAAGGGGUGUGUAGACUUUCACUAGCGACUGUAUAAGAAUACUGAAGGCCCUGAGUUCUUACUGACCCAGGGACAUCUCCUGGCCAUAUGUACAGGAUACUGUAUGCUAGGCUAUGAAUUAAGAUACCACUGCCCUCUCUGUUUUGCAGUUCUUUGCCUGCCUUCUUGUCAUCUUUGGUGCAGAAGUUGCUGCAGGUGUGUUUGGAUUCAUGAGCAAAGACAAGGUAUAUCCACUUCAAUCAGUGUUCCGAUAUUUAAUUAAACGUGAAUUAAAGACAACCACUUAUUUAUACUGCAAUCUCGAUCUCUGACUGAUUUGAAUGACUGUUUAAUCCUUAAUCUAUGUUUUAGAUCAUCAACGAUGUUCAACAGUUCUAUAGUGAAUCUAUUUCAGAUAAUUCUGAAAAUUCCAACAGCACUGCUGUAGCUGAAAUUUACCACACUGUUGUGAGUUAAACUACAUUUUUAUUUAUGCUCUCAUAUGUACAUGAUCAUGUCACACUGUCAAUGUUGUCCAUUUCUAUGUUUUGAUAUACAAUAUUUAUUUUUGAAAUCCUUUGUUUUUUUUGCCGUAGCUGAAUUGCUGUGGUGUCUCCAUGCCUUUGUGUCCUGAUGCUGAUGAAGACACAAAGGUACAACUCUUCUUUGUGCUCUCCUGGUGCAGUAUCAUACCAUAGAGAAUGAUAGAGGCCUCUAGUGGCCAAAAGGCCUUAUUAGUAUGGGCAGCGCCAUUGAGGGCUUCCACCAUUUUAAUUUAGUCAACUGGGUGGGACUUCCAACUUCAUUGGCUAUCCCUCCUGGUUGCCCUGUUGGAGUCAUGUCCAACCGGGUCAUCAGGAGGUAUCAGCCAAUCGUGAAGAAGAAAAUUGACUACAUCAAAAUGGAGGUUGCCUCUGGUGCUGCCGGGUCAUUCAUACUAUGCGAUGGCUUUUGGACCUCAUGACUUUAGGGGACUUUAAAAAUAUAUAUAAUUCUAUCAGAAAAGGGACAUGUUUGACUUUCAGAAAAAUAUAUUGGUCAAGCUCAGGCACUUAUUCUUUCUUUUGGUGCAUUUUCCAACCUGUUAGGUGCAUAAUCCUAACGGUGGAAAUUUGGAACAUAAAUUAGCGAUAGCUCUGUGAGUGAACAAGAUUGAGCUAGCAUAAUGGCGAACACUUCUCUGUCAAACAUACAGUAUUUUGAAAUUUGGUACAUUUUCUCUAUAAUUUAGCCUAACAGGGUGGAAAUGUAUGAGUGGGACCUACAGACUAACAACAUGGAACAAUAAAUACAACAGAGAGUUUAUAUUUAUUUAGCUUUUCACCAUUGUUUUCCCACCAAAUAAAUGAUGAUGCUUCCUGAAUGUGGUGUCAUUGUAGAAAGGGGUUGUUUUCUUAAAUUGAGAAUUUCAACAAAUUAACAGGGUAAACGUGAUAUCAGGAACACACAGAAAAUCUUAAAUAAAAUAAUAAAUACAGUAAUCAUGAAAAAACUUUAUUAAUAAGAGAUAAUUUAACUAAAAUAAUGAUGGCUUAUAUUUCUCGUGGAAGUUGAUGAAUAACACCCGGGGACAUGGCAAAAACGCCUACAUCCACUGAAAACAAAGUGUUCAAAAUGCAUAAAAUGCCCUUUCAAGAUCCAUAUUUUGGUGUAUUUAAAGUAAAGGACACCUGCUUAUAUUUCAAGCCUUUUGGAAUCCACAUUUUACACUAAACAAGAAGGGAUAUUUCCUGGGGACAGAAAAGGCACCGCAUGGUAGGAAUGGCCCUACCCAUGCUGUCACACGCUAUAAUGGCAGAUACAAAGAUGAGUCCUCUAUCUCUAUGUUGAAAAGCAACAUUGUUUUACCAUAGGCCUACUGCUUGUCCCCUACUGAGUGCCAUUACUGUAGGCCUACUGUUGUGUUUAUUUCACAUUACAAAAGAAAAAUCUAGUUUUAUAAGCUAGUUAUAGUACAGUAGUGCCUUUAGCUGUGCUUAGAGCAUAGGGUUAAUAUACUUUGUAAGAAAUAGUGAAUAAAUGUAUUGUAAGUGACAUCCUAUAUGCUAUGUGUUUCUAGGACUGUCUGAAUGCAAUAAUGGGCUUUUUCAAUGAAAAGCUCUACAUUAUCGGAUAUGUGGGGAUUGGUGUAGCAGGAGUAAUGGUAAGGAUCUUACUGACACUCUGGCACAAAUUACAUUGUUACAUAUGGUAACUCAUAUGAUUAUUUACAAUAUGUUACACAUGACUGCAUAAAACUGUAUUACAAGCUUAUAGCCUACUAAUAUAGAUGUUUUUGUUCUCUCCUCAGGUCAUUGGUAUGAUCUUCAGUAUGGUCCUCUGCUGUGCAAUUCGAAACAACAGGGAGGUGAUCUAGAAAGAUCCAGUAGCUCAUCCCUUCCCACCGUGCAGGCCCAACACAGACUCACCAGUCCCUUGUCCCAUCCUCAUUCAGGCAUUGUGAUUACAUCACAUCUGGGCUGGAGGAAAGGGGAGCCUUUAAAAAAAAACAGAAACCUACAAGUCCAUGGGGUCAAUUUGGUGGUGUGGGUGUGAUAUCACACACCCAGAAUAUCACCAGGAUUUCCCCAUCCUCUAGACAGAGGCCUGCACUGUGUGGAGCCAGUGGGACCAGACAAUCUCUCUUUCCUCUGGCAUCUCUGUAAACUAAAUAUCUGGUCCCUCUCUGCGCUCCUCCUCUCCAAGCACAACAUGGCUCAGGAUUUGGAAGUACUCUGAGACAUUCCCCAUUUUCCGCAUCCUCUUCUAACACUGCUAGCAUUCCAUGUAC
Coregonus sp. 'balchen' is the source of this 15134-nucleotide messenger RNA. Lineage: Eukaryota; Metazoa; Chordata; Actinopteri; Salmoniformes; Salmonidae. The record is from the annotation of a GenBank genome assembly.